Molecule: messenger RNA, 1002 nt
Organism: Thlaspi arvense
Lineage: Eukaryota; Viridiplantae; Streptophyta; Magnoliopsida; Brassicales; Brassicaceae
Source: the annotation of a GenBank genome assembly
AUGACUAACAGCAACAUCAAUUUCUAUUUUAUGGAAUUUGAUCCUUUCUCCCUAACCAUAGAUGGCGAUAAGCUUCGAGGUCGUGGCACUACAGAUUGUCUUGGCCACGUUGCUCUUGUGACUGAGCUCAUGAAGAGGCUCGGGGAGACCAAACCGGCGUUGAAAUCAUCUGUUGUAGCAGUUUUCAUCGCCAGCGAAGAGAACUCUUCAAUUCCAGGUGUUGGUGUCGACAUGCUGGUUAAAGACAAACUUCUUGAUAAGCUCAAAUUCGGACCUUUGUUUUGGAUUGACACAGCGGAUAAGCAGCCGUGUAUUGGAACCGGCGGUUCGAUUCCGUGGAAGCUUCAUUUUACCGGAAAGCUUUUCCACAGCGGUUUAGCUCACAAGGCGAUUAACGCCAUGGAGUUAGGAAUGGAAGGGCUUAAGGAAAUCCAAGACCGGUUCUACAGAGACUAUCCGCCUCACCCACAAGAGAAAGUUUACGGCUUUGCUACACCAUCCACCAUGAAGCCAACGCAAUGGAGUUAUCCAGGAGGCGGAAUCAACCAAAUCCCUGGAGAGUGUACUGUUUCCGGUGAUGUCAGCAUUAAUGAAGUGAUGACGAAGCUGCAAGAGUACGUAGACGACAUAAACAGUAACAUAGAGAAGCUUGCGACUCGUGGUCCUGUCUCGAAAUACGUCUUACCAGAUGAGAAUUUACGGGGAAGGCUCACGAUAAGCUUUGAUGAAGCAUCAGCUGGAGUUGCGUGCAAUCUUGAUUCCCGCGGCUUUCACGUUCUAUGCAAAGCAACCGAAGAAGUUGUCGGACACGUGAAGCCUUACUCGAUCACCGGUACUUUGCCUCUAAUCCGUGAUCUCCAGGAUGAAGGUUUCGAUGUGCAAACUUCAGGAUACGGUCUCAUGGCUACAUAUCAUGCAAAGAACGAGUACUGCCUUCUUACAGACAUGUGCCAAGGCUUUGAUGUCUUCGUCAGGAUCAUCUCUCAACUUGAACAAGACUAA